Molecule: messenger RNA, 3422 nt
Organism: Aspergillus eucalypticola CBS 122712
Lineage: Eukaryota; Fungi; Ascomycota; Eurotiomycetes; Eurotiales; Aspergillaceae
Product: putative citrate synthase
Exons: 11
Coding region: 39-3422 (1127 amino acids)
Biological process (GO): transmembrane transport; carbohydrate metabolic process; tricarboxylic acid cycle
Cellular component (GO): mitochondrial matrix
Molecular function (GO): transmembrane transporter activity
Source: RefSeq, a predicted model, not a curated record
CUCGACUAGCGAACCCGCUACGGAGCAUCGUCAAUUCAAUGUCCUCCGGAAUACUCUAUGUCAAAGACUCGCGCACCGAUGUGCAAUAUGAGAUCCCAAUCCGGAGAAAUGCCGUCUCGGCCGUGGACUUCAAAAAAAUUAAAGGCCCAGAAACGGGUGCCGACCGUGCAGAUCAGGUCGCUGGUGGCCUCAGGGUACAUGACCCUGGGUUGAGAAAUACUACUGUUGUGGAGACGGCCAUAAGCUUCUCGGAUCAUGAGAGGAGUUUGCUUCUUUUCCGCGGCUACAGCUUGGAGCAACUUUGGCAAAGCGAUUUCGAGGACGUACUGCAUCUCCUUGUCUGGGGAUCUUAUCCGACAGUGCCGCAGAGGAAUAAUCUCAGCCACAAAUUGACAGAGGCCAUGCUAGCCGUGCCAGAUGAUGUGCAGAGAACGAUCUGGAGCCUUCCAGGCACCUCGUCGCCGCUGCCGCUCAUUGUUGCGGGCCUUUCGGCUUGUCUAGCUAGUCACCCUGACAUGAUCCCGGCAUCGCAUGAUGCUAACAUGUAUCGGAAUAAUCCUGAGGAUACCGACCGUGCCAUAAUCCGAACUGUGGCUGCCUACGCUGUGGUAUUUGGCCUUGUGAAUAGUCAUCGGAAGGGUCUAAAAUUUACGCCGCCAUCUAGGGGAAGGUCAUACUAUGAAAAUCUUUUUGUGAUGGCGGGACUUGUGGACUCGAGGACAGGUCGUCCCAAUUGUGUCAAGCUGUCUUGCUUCCGGCGGUUUUCUAUCCUCAACUCAGACCACGGAAUGGCAUUGACAGUCUUCUCUGCUCUGGCCACAUCAUCAUCCUUGACGGAUCCUAUCUCCUGCUUGAUCACGGCCAUAGGGUCGGCGUGGGGGCCGCUGCAUUUCGGCGCCACAGAAUCCGCCAAGAGAACCUUGAGGGAUAUUGGCGAGGCCGAGAAUAUACCAGGUUAUAUUCACAACGUGAAGCAGGGACACGUGAAGAUGUUUGGGUAUGGCCAUCGCUCGUACAAAGGCAUCGAUCCGCGAGUACCGCCCAUCCAAUCCAUACUGAAGGAUCUGGAUAUGUCUGCAAACAAGCUUUUUAAACUAGCCGAGCGGAUUGAGAGCGCUUGUUCGAAUGAUGCCUACUUCACAGAGCGGGAGCUGUACGUGAACGGUGACUUCUACGGACAUUUCAUCUUCACGGCCAUUGGCUUCGACCCGGAGAUCAUCCCAGCGGCUAUGUUGGCCCAGCGGAUCAUGGGAAUCAUGGCGCACUGGCGGGAGUACAUGCUGACACGCGGCAAGUUGUUGCGGCCAUCACACAUCUACACAGGGGAGGCAGAGGAACGACUAUUGCCGAAAUUUCAGCAAGACCAAGCGACUCUGGUGGCAGCGAACCAGCCUGCCACCGAAGGCACAUCCCUGCUGGCUGAACAGCCCGCGAAGAAGCCAUACUCGAUUUUUACACCUGGCCAGAAACGGCUCAUCAUCCUAACUGCCGCGCUUGCGUCCAGCUUCUCACCACUUUCCGCUAACAUCUACUAUCCAGCUUUGAACUCUAUUGCUGCAGACUUACAUGUCACUAGCUCGCAGAUUAACUUGACAAUCACAACAUACAUGCUAUGUCAAGGUCUCGCCCCGGCCUUUAUGGGAUCCUUCGCCGACCAAGCCGGCCGUCGACCAGCAUAUAUUCUUUGUUUUGCGGUCUAUAUUACAGGUAAUAUCGCGCUCGCCUUGCAGCACAGCUACCCGGCGCUGCUGAUCCUUCGCGCCAUCCAGAGCUGUGGUAGCAGCGGCACCGUCGCGCUCGCUUCUGCUGUGGCUGCAGACGUGAUAACAUCCGCUGAGCGCGGUACAUAUAUGGGAAUCACGUCUGUAGGGAUCGUCCUUGCGCCGUCUGUUGGACCCCUGGUUGGGGGGAUCCUAACACCCGCGACUACCAAUACCCCGGGCCAAAAAUCUUCGAAGAUUGCCCUUCCUAAUCCACUAACCACGUUGCGUCUUCUUUCGCACCUCCCAACCGGGCUCGUCUUACUGUCCAACGGCCUUCUCUUUGCCAGCUACUACGCUGUCACUGCUGGAAUCCCAUCACAAUUCAAGGAGACCUACCAUCUGAAUGACUUCGCAAUCGGAUUGGUCUUCGUUCCUGCUGGCGUGGGAUCCCUUCUAAGCACAACCUUCAGCGGGCUCCUGCUCGACUGGAAUUAUCGGCGUCUACGGGAGCAGUUCGGGUCUCCGAUUCUCCAAGCGCACCAACACGGAGCAUUUCCAAUUGAGCGGGCCCGAAUCCAAAUUUGUCUCCCAUUGACGCUUCUAGCAGCCUUGUCUAUUCUAAGCUACUCCGCGCUCAUGAGCCUAGCCACGCCGACCCUCUCCCAUGCUCUUGUCCUCAUCUUCGCCAUCAGCUUCUCGAUCACAGCAGCCUACAACAUCAUGAAUAUUCUGAUUGUGGAUUUGUACUACAGUACACCCGCCACAGCCAUGGCGGCGAAUAACCUGGUGCGGUGCUUUCUAGGAGCAGCAGCAACAGGACUAGUGCACCCAGCCAUGAUACUUUGGGGAACUGGAUGGACAUAUGGCACCAUCAUGAACUACCAUCUCCUCAUCUCCCUUCUCAUCCGUUUAAUCACUACCCAAAUCAUCGACCCCCUUCCACACUAUCCCCAAACCCUCCAUCUCCACUACCCCAACACCCCAUGGAUCCAACCCGGCGACACCCUCCAAAUACUCGCCCUCCCAAUCCUCAGCACCCAGCACCUCCCACUUCACCAAACCUACACCAUCCUCUUCCUCGACCUCGACGUCCUCUACAACCACACCACAGCAACCGUCAUCCUGCACUGGUACCAGCCCGACCUAAUCCCAUACCCCAACAACACCAACAUCCUCUUCCCAAACCCCCAAGUCCCAACCAGAAAACCAGCACCCUACAUCGCCCCCCAACCCCCUACCAACUCUCACCACAGAUACCUCUACCUCCUGUACACUCAACCACCCAACUACACCUUCCCAGAAUGUUUCGAGCACAUACUCCCCCCUACCGCGGAGGCACGAGCAGGGUUCGACAUGAAACUCUUUGCAGAUGCAGCGGGGCUGGGGACGCCCGUAGCGGGGAAUUGGUUUUACGUUAGAAAUGAGGUGGACUUACCUACUGGGAGUGGUAGUGGGAGUAAAGGAGGAGUUGCUACCUCUACAAGUAUGAGUACGGCUACAACGACGACGACUUCGAUGAGGUGGGUUGAAUGCGAUUUGAGCAGCAGCAGCAGCAGCAGCAGCAGCAUUAGUACUUCUGUUCUCACUACCAGUACUGCUAUUGCUGCUACCACUACAACAACUCAUCGACCCACCGACUCCCGGAGCGAAACUACGCUAGCAAUGAGUAACAACAUUAUCGAAGAAAGCCAGGUCCAGGCCCAGGCCCGACUCAGCUAG